GUGUUUGUGCGGGAUUUUCGGGCAACAACAUCAAAGUCCGCACCAAUCUGCAACAAGGAAAGCAUCUGUUCGCCAGGAAAAAGGAUCUCCGUCCUUAUCCGUAAUCACCAAAAACGCCGGAAGUUCCGCAAAAAGCGCGCACUCGUAAUAAAAGCAAGGUUUAGAGUCUGAACGGUUGAAGAUCUAAUGGAUCCCGAGGAAGAGUACCCAAGUGACAGCGAUGCCAGUGACGAGGAUUUCCGCCCGGACAAAGAGGAAGGUUCAGCAAGUGAGCUGGAAUCGGACGACAAUGUAGAUGAUGAAGAUCAGGAAAAUGGCGACGACGACGGCGGAACGAAACCAAAAGCCGGUGCCGGGAAAAAGCGGAAGCGAACAGGCAAAAAGGUGCCCAAGAAGAAGGCCAAAAUUGCGGAAGAAGUUCCUGAAGAGAAGGAGACUGAAAAGAAGGGCGAGUUGUUGGAUGACGAAGACGAGGAACGGUUGACUGAUGCAUUGUGGGCAGAUUUCCUGGCCGGGUCCAACAGUAGUUCCACGACCAAUUCGUCCAAAGAGCCUGCCAAGAAAGAUCCAGUCAAAACUGUCGCACCUGUUGCAGUUAAACCGUCAAAACCUGCCCCGACGACCACGACAAAACCGGCAACGGUUACUAAAAUUUUCGAAUUCGCCGGUGAAACGGUUGAGGUGACUGAACCUGCCCCAGCCGCCGAAGCAACGUCCAGUAAGCCCGCAUCGAAACCCGCAACCUUGGGAGCACUUUCGUCGAAUGGCGGUGGGCCCAAGCCAGCACUUGGAGGCCGGUCGUCGUCGGGUGGAGGCCUCGGAGCAGUAUUAGGCCAGUUGGGCAAGAAGAACAAACUGAGCGUGCUGGAAAAGACCCAGCUCGAUUGGAAGUCCUUCAAGCGCAACGAGGGCAUCGAGGAGGAGCUGCAGACGCACAAUCGUGGCCGGGAUGGGUACUUGGAGAGGCAGGACUUUUUGCAGCGCGCCGAUCUGCGGCAGUUCGAAAUCGAGAAGAACUUUAGGCAGUCAAAGAGCAAGCGAUGAAUUCCAUGGGAGAACGCUCACGCUUCCGAAGCACACUGUACACACUUAAUCAGUACCAAUCAGUACACUUAUCAUCAUACUCUGAUGUGGAAUAAUAGAACUAUGUAACCUUUCUACAAAGCUAAACAAUAAAUCUGACUAAUCGAACAAAAGA
Molecule: messenger RNA, 1198 nt
Organism: Culex pipiens pallens (northern house mosquito)
Lineage: Eukaryota; Metazoa; Arthropoda; Insecta; Diptera; Culicidae
Gene: Yeti
Product: craniofacial development protein 1
Exons: 2
Coding region: 187-1044 (285 amino acids)
Source: RefSeq, a predicted model, not a curated record